AUGGCAGAUGACGAAAACAACGGCCUCGUGCUCAAGCUGAUCAUCUGCCUCAUCGCGGCCGCGUCUGCUGCGGUCGUCGUCACCGUCUACCACUGUGUCACGGCAAGGUACGCGCGGCCGCAGCCUACCCCGAGCCGGCGGUGGCUGCCGCCGUUGGAGGUGCAGCAGCACGAGAUGAGUGUGAGUCUGGAGCACUCCGUGGCGGAGCUCCUCCCGGCUCAUAAACACAGCAAGGGCGCGGGAUCGGACAGGGUGGAUGACAGUAUGUGUGCAAUUUGCUUGUGUAAGUUUGAAGAGGGCGAGGAGCUCCGGACCCUGCCGGAGUGCUCGCACUCGUUCCACGUGGCGUGCAUCGAUAUGUGGCUUUGUUCGCAUUGGAACUGCCCGAUCUGUCGCUCUGCAGUUGGGGUGUUCGGUUCGGCUGCGCCGAGGCUUAUGCACUUGCUCAAUCCGAGCAGUAUAACGCAAAAUACAAGCCCCAUUGAAACAUUGUGA
Salvia hispanica is the source of this 495-nucleotide messenger RNA. RefSeq names its product RING-H2 finger protein ATL51-like. NCBI's taxonomy places the organism in Eukaryota, Viridiplantae, Streptophyta, Magnoliopsida, Lamiales, Lamiaceae. Gene Ontology annotation, biological process: protein ubiquitination. The record is from RefSeq and is a predicted model, not a curated record.